CGUCAGCUCUGGGUAGUGGAGAGUGUAAACGCACACACGCCUUUAGUUGGAAACAGUUGCCCACUCUCAACUUUCCGUAAAGGAAACGAUUUCAGACGUUUUUUUCUUCCGGCAUCUCUGCUUGCGAGGGGACAAUGUGCGACCCACACAUGUCCGUGUGUUGACAGCGCAGGACACUCCGUGUGUUUGGUGUAUACUGCAGUUGUGGUUUCCCCUGACUCACCUAUAGAGCGUAGGCUUAAACAGGUAGACCAGGUAGGCUACGGGAGCGAAAUCCGGAAGAACAAGCACAUCUGAUUGUUCCCACUAUUUUUCUCUUACCUUUGCAACUGAACUUCUCCCAAUAACGUUUAUGCAGUUUUGAUAAUUCGUCGGAGAGAGUAGAAGUGUGAAGAUGACGGAACUAUCAGUUCACAAGAAAAAUAUGCUGAUUCUAGUUGAUGUUCUCUGUGUGUUUAUCGCGGCCCUUCCGUCAGCGGUCUUGACGUUAAUGUUCAGGCCGUACCAGAGGGGUAUCUACUGUGAUGACGAGAGCAUCAGAUAUCCUUACAGAAGAGACACCAUCUCCCACAGGGCAAUGGCUGCAGUCACCAUCCCCUCCUCCAUAGUCAUAAUAACUACAGGAGAAGCGUACCUGGUGUACUCCAAGCGUCUCCACUCCAACUCUAACUUUAACCAGUACAUGUCAGCUCUCUACAAGGUGGUGGGGACCUUUCUGUUUGGAGCAGCUGUGAGCCAAUCACUGACUGACCUGGCCAAGUUCACCAUUGGCAGGCCACGUCCAAACUUCCUAUCUGUGUGUAAUCCCACGGUGUGUUCUGGGUACAUGCUGCAACUCAACUGUACCGGCAACCCUCGAAACGUCACUGAGUCCAGAUUGUCGUUUUACUCCGGACACUCUGCCUUCGGGAUGUACAGCAUGCUGUUUCUAGCAUUGUAUGUGCAAGCACGUAUGCAGGGGAAGUGGACUCGUCUGGUCAGACCCACAGUGCAGUUCUUCCUCGUGGCGUUUGCGUUGUACGUAGGAUACACACGGGUUAGCGACUACAAACACCACUGGAGCGACGUACUGGUGGGACUGCUGCAGGGAACUCUCAUCGCUGUGCUCAACGUUUGCUACGUCUCUGAUUUCUUUAAGCUCCGCCCCCCUCCUCGCUGCCCUCGAUCCGAGGCGGCUGAAGACGAACACCUAGAGGCCAAACCUGGCCUGGACCCAGACACACAACUACACAACAACCACUACAACUACACUACUACUUCAGCCCGAACUCAGACUAACAACUACACAACAACCACUGCAACUACACAACAACCUCUACACAACAAUCACGGUAACCGUGGGGAAGUGGCGUAGACAGUAAUUUGUUGGUGGGUGGGCCUGCAGAAAUUUGGGUGGGCAAUUAUUUUUAAUUAAAAUGUUUUGUUGUUGGGGAAAGGAGCUAACUUCCUGCAAUGUUGCCAUUGGCCAAGAGAGAAAUGUACAGUUUUACAGCUGUUUAUGAAUUCUAUCUGAUGAUGUUUGCUUAAGUGAAAAGACAACAAAUAAAUAGAGCCCGGCCGUAUUGGAAUUUUGGGUCCGAUACCGAUUUUGGGGGAGGGAAAAGUCACAGAUUACUGAUAUCUGUCGAUAUAUUGGUUUUUUAGAGGUUGAAUGAAAAACAGACCAAAUUGUGCUUCAUAGGAUCAACAGAUACUCUAAAUGAUGAUUUCUUAACUAAAUAUUGUAGUUAACAUUAUUUAAGAACAUUUUAUUUGUGGUUUACAGGAGACCCAGUGAAUACAAAGCUUGUUUAGUUGACUUUCUUAGGUGCAACUUCAAAAUGUCUAUGGCAGUGGAAAAGAGGUAUGAAAAAGUGUUUGUGCUAAACCACCAUAAGGGUGAGUAGAUUUACUAGUGUUUUACAGCAGUCAAAGGUCAUGGAAACAAACACUUUAUGGCAACCUUGCAAUGAGAGUACGUAAUGACAAGCACAAGCUAGCUGUUCAUUACGACAAUGUUUUCUUACAGAAACCAUAUUUACAUAACACUGUUAUUCAAUACAAAAUGUAUUGGCUAUACAUUUCAACUACAAAUGGCAUGCGCUGAUGGCUGAAAAUGUUUAUGCAUGUAAAAUCUUGCUGCACUGGUUUUUGUCACACAUUCCAAUUUCGCGAGCUAGCUAACAUUAGCUACUUAUCUCACAAUGAAUGCAAGCACAUGGCCUGAAUGAUAGACCUGUGCCAACUGUCUUGUUUUUUGCAGAUUGCAUAUUUCAGAAAACAAACUAAAUUUGCCCACUAGCUAACAUAAUAGGCCCUGACAGUAUCGGUCUUCUUUUUGUAUCAAGGACGAGUGUUCACUUUGGCGCCAGUCCAGUGUUGGCACAUACGUAGCACAGAUUGCUAGCUAGGUAGCUAAGUUUCCCACCCAUGCCUACGCCCCUGCCAUGGAGCUGUCUGUGUGAGAGAAGUGUGUAUAUCAGUGUAGGCUCAUUGUAUUGGCAGGAAUGGAAUAAAUGGAACGGUAUCAAACACAUGUUUGACUCUGUUCCAUUUAUUCCAGUCCAGCCAUUACAAUGAUCCCGUCCUCCGAUAGCUUCUCCCACCAGCCGCCACUGGUAUGUAUGGGAGGAUGUGUAUAACCACUCACAUGCACAUGUAUUUUAACUUUGUAUUUUUUUUUUAAUACAGCGUACUAAAAGUAUGGCGGAUAAAACCAUUUUAGCAGAGAGAAAGACGUACUGUGUAGUUCCCUUGAUUUCAAUUAUGCUAACAGGAAACACUGAAACAACAGUUUUACAUUUUGUUAUGAUUCAUAUAUAUUUCCUUUGUGUAGCAGCAUCAACCAGGUCUUCCUGGUGUUUGUAGUUUUUUUUAGUGUCCUUUUUUUUUUCUUCUCGCCCACCACCAACCUACCUGAUUUAACUAGUUGUUAAGACCUUGAUUAGCUGAAUCGGGUGGGUUAGUGUGCUCAUCCUGUAGUUCUCCAGGAGGGGGGAAGGCCAAUGGUCUGGAGUUCAGUGUUAGGCCUACUGAUACCUAACAUGUCUGUAGAAGACAUGCAUGUACAGUAUAUGGAAUGUUAAACAGUGUUGCAUACAUAAUUACUUUCUAACUGUUUAUUUCUGUCGUAUCUCUAAGAUUGUAAUACCACUACUAGCCCACUGUGAUGUUUUUCUUAUGUUAUUGAUGCAACUUGUAUUAGUUACUCCAGUUUAUUAUAUAUAAAGCUGUGUAUAACCUGCCUACCUGCAUGCACACAGUAGGUCCUGUGAGAUCAUGAUUCCAUGUGCUGCCUUUGAAAUGUUAUUGAUAGUCGUCAGUGUGUCAAUGAUUGAGUCGCUCACUGAGAUGUUCUCUGAAAAACACAUUACAGUUCUGCAAAGGGUUAAUAUAUGACCAAAAGUAUGUGGACAUCUCAUUCUGAAAUCAUGGGCAUUAAUAUGGAGUUGGUCCUCCCUUUGCUGCUAUAACAGCCUCCAAUCUUCUGGGAAGGCUUUCCACUAGAUGUUGGAACAUUGCUACGGGGACUUGCUUCCAUUCAGCCACCAGCAUUAGUGAGGUUGGGCACUGAUGUUGGGCGAUUAUGCCCGGUUUACAGUCGGUGUUACAAUUAAUCUCAAAUAUGUCCGAUGGGGUUGAGGUCAGGGCUCUGUGUAGGCCAGUCAAUUUCUUCCACACCAAUCUCGACAAACCAUUUCUGUAUGGGCCUCGCCUUUUGCAUGGGGGCAUUGUCAUGCUGAAACAGGAAAGGGCCUUCCCCAAACUGUUGCCACAAUGUUGGAAGCACAAUUGUCUAGAAUGUCAUUGAUUUCCCUUCACUGGAACUAAAAAAACAGCCCCAGACCAUUAUUCCUCCUCCACCAAACUUUACAGUUGGCAUUAUGCAUUGGGGCAGGUAGCGUUCUCCUGGCAUCUGCCAAACCCAGAUUCGUCCGUCGGACUGUCAGAUGGUGAAGCGUGAUUUAUCACUCCAGAGAACGUAUUUCCACUGAUCCAGAGUCCAAUUGCGAGCUUUACACCACUCCAGCUGACGCUUGGCAUUGCACAUGGAGAUGUUAGGCUUGUGUGCUGCUGCUCGGCCAUGGAAACACAUUUCAUGAAGCUCCAGACAAACAGUUCUUGUGUUGACGUUGUUUCCAGAGGUGGUUUGGAACUCGGUAGUGAGUGUUGCAACCGAGGACAAGCAGUCCCGUUCUGUGAGCUUGUGUGGCCUACCACUUUGUAGCUGAGCCAUUGUUUCUCCUAGACAUUUCCACUCACAAUAACAGCACUUACAGUUGACUGGGGCAUCUCUAGCAGGGCAGAAAUUUGACAAACUGACUUGUUGAAAUGGUGGCAUCCUAUAUCCUAUUAAUAGGAUGCCACGUUGAAAGUCACUGAGCUUUUCAGUACAGGCCAUUGUUUGUCUAUGGAGAUUGCAUGGCUGGGUGUUCAAUUUAUACACCUGUCAGCACGGGUGUGGCUGAAAUCGCAGAAUCCACUCAUUUGAAGGGGUUUCAACCUACUUUUGGCCAUGUAGUGUAUUUUAUUGUGUUUAUAUCCACACUGUAUUCCUUCAUAAGCUUGUCUGUAACAAACUGUAGCUGCAAUCAAAUGUGUGUAUUUCUUCUUGAUGGAAAAGAGAACUUGAGUUUAUGGAAGUAUUUUUCCUUUAUAAUCUGACAACUCAUGCUGAGACGAAAGUGCAUGCAGAACCAUAGAGUUACUGCUGUGGAGGGAUGGAGAAACGGAUGGAUAGAUUGUCUUCAACUUCAUGUAUUCAUCCAAGUGAUUCACUAGGACUUUCCCAAUGUUGGUUGGGGUGAGGACACACCAGACCCAGUGAUGAAGACACUUGCACAUGUUGUCAUAUCUUUAUUUCAAUUUGUUUUGUUUUAUUUCUCUGUGUUGCUUUUUUUUGUAGUUUAUGCAUAAAGAUAAACUAAUAUGUCCAUUGUG
Oncorhynchus masou masou (cherry salmon) is the source of this 4920-nucleotide messenger RNA. RefSeq names its product phospholipid phosphatase 2-like. Gene Ontology annotation, cellular component: plasma membrane. The coding region runs from base 395 to 1354 and encodes 319 amino acids. NCBI's taxonomy places the organism in Eukaryota, Metazoa, Chordata, Actinopteri, Salmoniformes, Salmonidae. Gene Ontology annotation, molecular function: phosphatidate phosphatase activity. Gene Ontology annotation, biological process: phospholipid metabolic process; phospholipid dephosphorylation; signal transduction. The transcript has 7 exons. The record is from RefSeq and is a predicted model, not a curated record.